GGAGAUUCUUUCAGAAGUUGACUUCGAAGUUCCCGCUGGUGCACGUGCUGUGGUAGUUGGGCCAAAUGGAUGUGGGAAGACAACUUUGUUAACCACCAUUGCCACGCGAGACAGUGUCGAAGGCGGCUUUUUGAAUGUGAAUGCUGCAUCCAUUGCUUGGCUUCAACAAGAAGCUAUAAGUGGAUCCAAGAAGACCGUGUUUGAUGAAGCAACAUCGCAGAUGAAGGCAUGUGCCACCAUACAGGCCCUUGAAAAUGCACAGGCUGCGCUAGAGGCAGCAAACGAUAGUGAGGAUAUCAUGAAGCUCGUUGAGGCUUUGGAACAGGCCACUGCCGAGUUCGAGGCCGCUGGCGGAGCUGAGAUCAGACGCAAGGUGGAGGAAGUUCUCGCAGGCUUGGGCUUCUCCAAGGCAGAUUUCAGGAAACCCUGCUCAGAGCUGAGCGGAGGUUGGCAGAUGCGUGUUGCCCUGGCCAAAGUAUUGCUGCAGGAACCCCAGCUGCUCCUCUUGGAUGAGCCAACAAAUCAUAUGGAUACCUCUGCUAAAAAGUGGCUUACCUCUUACUUGGCCAGAGGUCUGUCAUCUUCAAGCACCUUGCUCCUGGUCACGCAUGACCGAACGCUUCUCGAAGGGCUUAGAUGCUCACAGGUCUUCGAGAUCUCGGAGAAGAGAGUUUUGCGCUACGACGUUUCGGGCAUUUCUGAGUGGGAGAACAAAAGGAAGACAAGAUUGGCCAAAUUGCAGAGGGAGAUGGAAAAACUUGAAAACACUAUGGCUCAUGAUGAGGCAUAUGUCAAAAGGUUUGGCGCAAAAUCCAGCCAUGCUAAGCAGGCACAAUCUCGCAUGAAGAAGCUUGCUAAAGCCCAGACACAAUUAGAAGGUCUCCGAGCAGAAACACGAGGCUUGCCUUCAAGUGCCAUUUUAGAUGGAAAGAAGAAGGAGGAAGGUGAUGAAGAUGAUCUGACUGAUGGCUUGCUGCCUUUGUCUGGUCCUGGGAAGGUGAAGUUCCAGCUACCGGAGUGGCCUUUGAGUGUCUCACCACCGCUGGAUGGGAAGCUUCUCCGGCUCAAAGACGCUGACAUUGGCUACAAAGCUGCUGAGCCUGUCCUCAGGGUGGAGGAACUGGUCCUUGCAGCGGGGCAGCGGUGUGCUUUGUUGGGACCAAAUGGAUGUGGAAAGACCACUUUGCUCCGGACUUUGGCAGGGCAAUUGGAGGUGCGCGCCGGUGCGCGGAUCCUGGGAGUUGGAGGCCUGCGCAAAGCGAGGGUGGCAUUUUUCACCCAAGACUUGGCUCAGGACCUUCCGAGUGACAUCACCCCAAUAGACCACGUGCUGGCUGAUGAUGCGCCUUACACACUAGAUGUCCAAGGGGCACGAACUGCGUUGGGUGCCCUCGGGCUCCGGGGUGCCUGCCACAAGGCCCAGAUUGGUACACUUAGUGGUGGAGAGUCUCUUGUUUGCACCCUGAUGGACUGCCGGACUUCUUGGUAGCACAGACAGCGGAAACUGUUGAAGCUGAAAUUGUAUCAAAGUUGGCAUUUGCAUCCACAACAGCCCCUUGUUAUAGUCAUGUAUAUUCAAUAGUUGACGCAUCACAAGUUGCCAUAGCCAGA
Molecule: messenger RNA, 1611 nt
Organism: Durusdinium trenchii
Lineage: Eukaryota; Dinophyceae; Suessiales; Symbiodiniaceae
Source: the annotation of a GenBank genome assembly